Messenger RNA from Arabis nemorensis, 237 nucleotides. The record is from the annotation of a GenBank genome assembly. Lineage: Eukaryota; Viridiplantae; Streptophyta; Magnoliopsida; Brassicales; Brassicaceae.
AUGUUUGCUGGUACGAGGCAAUUGGACAAGAUCAUGUCCUACGGAAGGACUAAAGGCGUUCACAGAGGUCUAGAAUACACUGGAAUAAAUGGUUUAGAGGCCAAAGACAUCAAAUUCGUGUCUGCUGGUGUGUAUUCACACCCUGUCAGCAGAACUGAAGGUAUUGCAGUAGGAGAACUAGAGUUACUACAGCACGGAGAACUGGAUGUUACUUUUGUGGAAGGCAUGGACACGUAA